GAUGAACUUAUUAGAUCAUACUAGCUCCACCAAUGGGGUGGUGGUCCAUUGGUAAAGGCAAAGCCUUUAAAACCCACCUAGGUUGGGAAGGGGAGGGUCUUGAGUUCAAGUCCUACAUACGACAAGGGAUUAAAGAAAUUAGCCGUAAAAAAAAAGAUCAUACUAGCUGCCGUCUAUAAUUUAAUACCAUAUACCUCAUCUUAAAUAGCUUCCUCUCAAAACUCAAGAAUAGUUUUGUGCAAAAAAACUGUUACACCUCAACUUUAUGUCAUUUCCCACCACAAAGAUGCAACUAAUAAUUAAUGUUGGUGUAGCAUCGCAACAAGCCAUUGAAGAUGGUUCGUUUGUGCAAACAGUGUGAAUGCAAUUUAAACUCAUUUCCAUUAGAAAAUGUAACUUCUUAAAUCAUAUUGAUUCUCAUAAACCCUUAUAUGCUUUAUAGCAGCUACCAAAUCUAGAAAGUCUUCACCUCUUUGCCAUGCGUAAGCUACUCAACCUACCAGAUUUUGAUGAACUCCCACGUCUUCAAAAGCUUAUCAUCUCUCAGUGUGACGAGUUAGUAGAGAUUCACUCAUCACUAGGAAGGCAUGGAAGUCUUAAAUACAUAAGUGUGUCAUGUUGUCCCAAGUUUAGAAGUUUUCCAACAAUCGUCCACAUGGAAAACCUCAAGUCUCUAGAAAUAGGGUAUUGUAAUUUGGAAGAUGGAGACAUACCCUCUGGUAUUGAUAGAUUAUCCAACUUACAAGAACUAAGUCUACGUGGUAAUAAAUUUUCACGGUUAGAUUUCAGCCUCUUGCAACUUACGAGACUCAAACUCCUCAACAUCUCGGGUUGCGAACAACUUCUUGAAUUGCCUCAGCUUCCGUCAGGUUUAGUGAUUCUCAAGGCAGACAGUUGCAAGUCAGUUACAACCACUGGAGAUUGCCAUAAAAACUGUAAACAGUUACGCCAUGUCUCGCUUAUAGAUGUGAUCAUAAAUGAUGCCGACAGAUUACUAAAGUCCAUGCUUGAGGUAAAAUCUAUUGAGAAUGGGUGCAUGCUUCUUCAACUUGAAGGUGUUGAAAUUGCAAAGGGAUUUACACCUUUGCUUAGAGGGAAAACAUGUAGCUUGCAGCUUCCAGAGAAAUGGUACGAUGACUUUUGUGGUUUCUUAAUAUGUGUUGUUCUUUAUAGAGGUGAUCACUUGGAUAUUAAUAUAAGAGCGAGGGUGAUGAGUGGUAUGGAUUAUCAAAGUGAUGUGGUUUGGGAGGAAAGGCAUAGCAAUAGUAUGAAGGAGGCAGUUAGGGAAGGUGAUAAUGAUAAUCAUCAAACAUACAAAACUCGUUCACAAUUUUUAGAGGAAAAUGAUUGUGAUAAGCAUUUGAGGACAUGGGUCACAUAUGUUUCAUUUGGUUCAUUGAGAUACGCUGCAAGGUGGGUUCAAACGUACAAAGCUAUAUCUUUUGAAGUUGAUGCUGAUGGGUGUCAUAGUUUUGGGGUUAGACUAGUCGACAAGAAAAGUAAAGGUGUGUAAGAACCUAAAGGGGUGAAUAUGUUAUUUUUAAAAUUCGUGAUGGCUUUUUGGAAUCUUUGUUUGUUU
Molecule: messenger RNA, 1579 nt
Organism: Helianthus annuus (common sunflower)
Lineage: Eukaryota; Viridiplantae; Streptophyta; Magnoliopsida; Asterales; Asteraceae
Product: TMV resistance protein N-like
Exons: 2
Coding region: 479-1513 (344 amino acids)
Molecular function (GO): protein binding
Source: RefSeq, a predicted model, not a curated record